AUGUAUCAUCUGGAUGGAAAUCCGUCGUCGUCGGACCAUACCCUCUUCAAGGACCUGCUCAAGAUGACCACAUCCAAGUGGCAGUCGAUGGUGAAGAAGGACCCAGCCCCAGUCCAGGUCCAGGUCGAAGCCAACACAAGACCAUGCGUGUCAAGAAGCUCCACCCAGCUCUCCCUGCCAAAACCAACUGAGUAG
Molecule: messenger RNA, 195 nt
Organism: Bipolaris oryzae ATCC 44560
Lineage: Eukaryota; Fungi; Ascomycota; Dothideomycetes; Pleosporales; Pleosporaceae
Exons: 1
Coding region: 1-195 (64 amino acids)
Source: RefSeq, a predicted model, not a curated record